CGCCGGUCGGUUGGUGGCGCCUUUGUCCUACGGCGGGCAGGUGGGCUGAGGUGGAGGCGGCAGGGGCGGGCCUGAGGCGAAGGAGCGGCCGGGAGCCCGCCGCGCUGGUAGCGAUAUUAAUAAGGCAGCGGAAAGAAGAAAUAUGAAUACGGCUCCAUCAAGACCCAGCCCCACACGAAGAGAUCCAUAUGGCUUUGGAGAUGGUCGAGAUACAAGACGUGAUAGAUCCCCAAUCCGAGGAAGUCCAAGGAGAGAGCCCAGGGAUGGCAGAAAUGGCCGGGAUGCCCGUGAUAGCAGAGCCAUGCGAGACCCCCGAGACUUGCGGGACCACAGAGAUACCAGAGACAUUCGGGAUCACAGAGACAGCCGAAGUAUGCGUGAUGCUCGGGACAUGAGAGACCUUAGAGACUUUCGUGAUCUAAGAGACUCUAGGGAUUUUCGAGAUCACCGGGACCCCAUGUACGACAGAUACAGAGAUAUGAGAGACUCCCGAGAGCCCAUGUACAGGAGAGAAAGCUCUUAUGACCGAUACCUGCGAAUGGAUGACUAUUGCAGGAGGAAGGAUGACGCUUACUUUGACCGCUACAGAGAUAGCUUUGAUGGACGAGGCCCUCCGGGCCCAGAAAGUCAGUCUCGUGCAAAAGAGCGUUUGAAACGUGAGGAACGGCGUAGAGAAGAACUUUAUCGUCAAUAUUUUGAGGAAAUCCAGAGACGUUUCGAUGCUGAGAGGCCUGUUGAUUGUUCUGUGAUUGUGGUCAACAAGCAGACUAAAGAUUAUGCUGAAUCUGUGGGCCGGAAGGUACGAGACCUGGGCAUGGUAGUGGACUUGAUCUUCCUCAACACAGAGGUGUCACUGUCACAAGCCUUGGAGGAUGUUAGCAGGGGCGGGUCUCCUUUUGCUAUCGUCAUCACCCAGCAACACCAGAUUCACCGCUCCUGCACAGUCAACAUCAUGUUUGGAACCCCUCAAGAGCAUCGCAACAUGCCCCAGGCAGACGCCAUGGUGCUGGUGGCCAGAAACUAUGAGCGCUACAAGAACGAGUGUCGGGAGAAGGAACGUGAGGAGAUUGCCAGACAGGCAGCCAAGAUGGCCGAUGAGGCCAUUCUGCAAGAAAGGGAGCGCGGAGGUCCCGAGGAAGGAGUGCGUGGGGGGCACCCUCCGGCCAUCCAAAGCCUCCUCAACCUGCUGGCAGAUAAUCGGUACCUCACUGCGGAAGAGACCGACAAGAUCAUCAAUUACCUGCGGGAGCGGAAGGAGCGCCUUAUGAGGAGCAGCACCGACUCUCUGCCUGGCCCGAUUUCCCGUCAACCACUCGGGGCGACCUCGGGUCCCUCGCUGAAGACACAGCCAAGCUCCCAACCGCUCCAGAGCGGCCAAGUGCUCCCCUCUGCUACACCCAGUCCAGCUGUACCCCCCACCUCCCAGCAGGAGCUUCAGGCCAAAAUCCUCAGCCUCUUCAAUAGUGGCACGGGUGUGGUCAAUAGCGGCUCUGCAUCCCCCUCAGUCGUUGCCGGAAACACCCAGAACCAGAAUUUUUCCACAGGAGUGAACAGCCAGCCUCAGCAAAGAUCACAGGCCUCUGGCAAUCAGCCUCCAAACAUUUUGGGACAGGCAGGAUCUGCUCGGAACAUGGGCCCCAGGCCUGGGGCUCCUUCCCAAGGGCUCUUUGGCCAACCUUCCAGUCGCCUGGCACCUGCCAGCAACAUGGCUAGCCAGAGGCCCGUGUCUUCCACAGGUAUCAACUUUGACAAUCCAAGUGUACAGAAGGCUCUGGACACCCUGAUCCAGAGUGGCCCUGCUCUCUCCCACCUGGUUAGCCAAACCGCAGCACAGGUGGGGCGACCCCCGGCCCCGAUAGGAUCUUACCAGAGGCAUUACUGAGGCUCAGUCUCUCAACUACCCCCAGUCCCUUCAUCCCCUGGCCUCCCACCUACUGCGUUCAAAUAGAGUUAUUUGGAGGAUGUUUUCUGCGCCUCUCCAGGUCUACAUCGAAUGUUUCUACCACCUGCUCUCACUUCUGCCCGAGGCUGUGUUGCUUAUUCCUUCCAGAGUCAGAGUUUAUACUGCAUUUGGGGGUGUAUCUUUUCUUGUUUUUGUUUUUUGUUUUGUAGAAAAUAAAUAUCUCUGGGGUCACUUGGGCAGUA
Molecule: messenger RNA, 2145 nt
Organism: Lontra canadensis (Northern American river otter)
Lineage: Eukaryota; Metazoa; Chordata; Mammalia; Carnivora; Mustelidae
Gene: NCOA5
Product: nuclear receptor coactivator 5
Exons: 8
Coding region: 143-1882 (579 amino acids)
Biological process (GO): regulation of signal transduction
Cellular component (GO): nucleoplasm
Source: RefSeq, a predicted model, not a curated record